AUGGCUGGCUACUACGACGACGACGACGUUGAUAUCCACGUCCGCCACCGGGGCUACUCGCCACAGCCAAUUCGCUACGUUCAAAGUCCUCCGCGUCCGCGAGUCCAUUAUACCGUCCCGGCUGCGCCUGGCUAUCUCGUUCCGGAGCAGCACACAACUGUCGUUGCUCGCUCGCGUUCCCGCUCCCGCGAACGGCCUCGGCCCAGUCCCGCAAACCCAGUCUUUAUCAACAACAACAAGUUCUAUCGUGAACACUCCUCCGAUGACGACGAUGUCAGCGAGGGACGCCGCCGCCGCUCCCAACUCGUCCACCGCCGCCACCGCCACAGCUCUGACUCCCGCUCGCGUUCCCGGUCCCGCUCUCGCUCCCGCUCUCGUUCUCAUUCCCGCUCAUCCACAUACAAAACACGCCAGGAAUGGGAGGCCGAGCAGGCAUGCCGCGAGCUUGAGCAGCUUCGUCUCGUACAGUCCCGUGACAAAGAGGGCCAGCGAUUGGCCAAGGAGUAUCGUGAUGACGCUGAGCUGCAGCGCGCUAAGCGCGAGCUUGAUGACAUUAAAGGACGUGAAGCACGUACUGAGGAAGAGAAGCGAAUCAAGAAGGAGCUUGACCUGAAGCGACUGAGGGAAGAGGAAGAGGCAGCCCGAGAGAAGCGUCGUCGCGACAAAGAGGCGGCUGAAGCCGUCGAGCGCUACAAGCAGCAAGAAGCCGAUCGCAUCGCCUGCGAGAGGAAGAAAAAGGAAGAAUACGAAAAGGAGUACAAGCGUCGUCUUCAAGAGGAUCUUAUCAGGUCGGGUCUCGACGAAAAGGCCAUUUCCGCGAUUGUCAACAAGCAAAGGAUUCCAGAGUCACCCCCCGAGCCGGCUGCUCGCCCGACCUACACCCGCAUGGCACGUAGACACUUGUCCGUCGAGACCUUGCGAACAUUUCGCGUCGACUAUGACAUUGACUCUGACCCGGAGUACGUCUUGAUCAAGCGUUGGGUUCCCGAGUGGGAACAGGAUCAAUUCUGGAAGCAUACCCGAUAUAUUCGUGAAAAGCGCAGCGGUAGCACUUUGUUGAUCGAAGAAAAAAAGCACAAACAUCAUGAGCCCGAGUUUGAAUGGGUUCGCAAAAAGAACGACCGGAAGAGAAGCAAGUCUCCGGGUCUUCUCAUGUAUCUCGCAGGCGCUCGUCCCGCUUGA
Hirsutella rhossiliensis is the source of this 1182-nucleotide messenger RNA. RefSeq lists its product as uncharacterized. The transcript has 2 exons. The record is from RefSeq and is a predicted model, not a curated record. Bases 1 to 1182 code for a protein of 393 amino acids. NCBI's taxonomy places the organism in Eukaryota, Fungi, Ascomycota, Sordariomycetes, Hypocreales, Ophiocordycipitaceae.